Messenger RNA from Triticum urartu, 878 nucleotides. RefSeq lists its product as uncharacterized. Lineage: Eukaryota; Viridiplantae; Streptophyta; Magnoliopsida; Poales; Poaceae. The record is from RefSeq and is a predicted model, not a curated record.
AUAUUAGCAGCGCAAGCAAGAAAAAGAGGAGCCAGCAGAUCAGAUUCAUCCAGAGAUCCAGAGAAGAAUCGGAACUCUUUUUCGCCAGGAUUAUUAGCUCUCGCAGACACGAACGAUGGCGAGCGGCGGCUACGGCUACGGCGGCCCCUACUCCUCCUACCAGCCUGCGGCCGCGCCCUUCUACUACGCGCAGCGGCCGGCGAGGGGCGGCGGCUCGCGCCCGCCGCUCCACCUCUUCCUGCUGCUCGCGACGCUCCUCCUCCUCGCCGCCACCUCGCUGUACGCGCGGUGCGAGGCGGCGGUGGAGGGCAUGGUCCAGCAGCUCCGGCCGCUGCUCAUCCUGUCCCCGCUGCUGCUCAUCGUCGCCGUGCAGCUCUGGGUGGCGACCAGCGGGGAUCAUCAAGGGCGAGGCGGGGGCGCACUCGCGUACCUCCUCGAGCAGGUGGCUCCGUCGGACCAGUACUACAGGAGCGGCACCUCGUACGGCCGGUGGGACGCCGGCUCGUCGCCGUGGGGCGUGGCGGUGGUGCUCGUGCUCGUCCUGAUCUUGGUCUCGUACCAGUCUUCGUUCCAGGAGUGGCGGUUGUUCCCGCUGCGCGGCCGGUGAAGAGGUGCGAUGAACGGCGUGAAGUUAGGCUGCGUCGGCGUGCAUGGAGCUGCUUGCGUGAUCAGGGCCAUGGUUGGCAUGAACCACUCUGUUGUGUUGUCGGAGGAGCUAGCCAUGGUUGGCAUGGCCUUUAUAAUGCCAUGAAUCCCUACAUCUAGAUGCAGGGUUCUGCUGGUUUUCAUACAGCUUAGUUAGAGAUGCAAGAAUUUCACAUGAAGCGGAUUUGUUUCUCUGGUUGAAUGAGCAAAUAUAUUCUUGUUUCAUCCUAAAA